This is a messenger RNA of Linum trigynum, 3387 nucleotides long. The record is from the annotation of a GenBank genome assembly. Lineage: Eukaryota; Viridiplantae; Streptophyta; Magnoliopsida; Malpighiales; Linaceae.
UUUUUCCUAGGAACAAAUCCGUAGUUUCUCAAGGCCCACUUGUACGGCCCAAAUUACAAGCCCGGUACAAUCCAACAAGUGCAGCCUACCCAAAACCGCACGCGUCAAUGGCGGAGCGUGGGAAGAGGGAAAAAAGAAAUACUCUCCGCAUAUUUUCGACAAAGCGCACACACCCCAUAACUCACCGUUUUACUAAUACCACUCUUUCAGUCUUUCUCCUUCCUUCCCUAAAAUUUCCCCCCUUCUACCACCCUCUCCGCCACGGCCGCCGCCGCCGCUCUUCCGCCAUCGCUAGGUUAAGCUUUUGCUAUUGCUUCUUCGCCGUAUUACUUCCGCCACACAUGGGCGAACAAACCCAAUCCCAGCCUCACUCGGAGGCCCAGCCCCAACCGGAUUCCCCUUCCGCCGCCGCCGCUCCCGACUCCAUCACCACAAUCGAGACCGCCACCGUCUCUUCCGUCACUCUCCUGCCAACCGAACUCACCGCCGUCCCUCCUCCGCCUCCUCACUCCACCCUAUCCCCUCUGGCCAAAAUCCCCUCCCGCCCCCGAAAAAUCCGCAAGCUCUCUCCGGACGGAGCCACUCCGACCGCCGCCGCUGCCGAGGAAGUUCAUAGCGCCACCGCUGCCACCCCGGCCGCUAGAACCGCCGCUGCGAAAUCAUCGAGAACAACCAAGGCUGCGAAUCAGCAGCGCGCCCUAGUGGUCGGGCCGAGGGUAAUCGCCAGAUCCUUAUCCUGCGAAGGAGAGGUCGACAUCGCGGUUCGCCACCUCCGUCAGUCGGAUCCUCUUUUGAGUUCGCUAAUCGAUCGCUACCCGCCCCCAACCUUCGACACCUUCCACACGCCGUUCCUCGCCUUGACCCGGAGCAUCGUCUACCAGCAACUCGCUUUCAAGGCCGGGACCUCGAUCUACACCCGCUUCAUCUCCCUCUUCGGGGGCGAAUCCAACGUCUGCCCUGAAACCGUCCUCGCCCAAUCCGAGAUACAGCUCCGUCAAAUUGGGAUCUCGGGGAGGAAAGCCAGCUACCUCUACGACCUCUCGAGGAAGUAUCAGAAUGGGAUUUUAUCAGAUUCCUCGAUUGUGGCCAUGGACGAUAAGUCGCUGUUCACGAUGCUGACCAUGGUGAGUGGGAUAGGUUCGUGGUCUGUCCACAUGUUCAUGAUCUUCUCGCUUCAUCGGCCGGAUGUUCUGCCGAUUAACGACUUGGGGAUCAGGAAAGGAGUGCAGAUGCUGUACAAUUUGGAGGAUUUGCCCCGGCCGUCGCAGAUGGACCAGUUGUGCGAGAAAUGGAGGCCUUAUAGGUCUGUGGCCUCGUGGUACCUGUGGAGAUUUGUGGAAGCGAGGGGAACUCCUUCUAGUGCCGUUGCAGUGGGAACUGGUGGUGUUGGAUUGGGGCAGCAACAAGAGGAACAUCAGCAGCAGCAGCAGGAAGUCCAGCAUCAUCACCAUCAACAGCAGCAGCAGCAGCAGCAGGAAGACCAACAUCAUCACCAUCAGCAGCAGCCGCAGCUUCUGGACCCCAUUAGCGUUUACAAUCUCGGUGGAUCAGUGAAGAAUCUAACCCAAGACGUAGAUGCUAAUUGGAUGGAGAUAAUCGUCGUCAACGAUCAGACUGAAAAUGCUUCGUGGUGAAAGGUAGGAAAAAUUUUGUGCUGGGAACCACUCUGAUAUACUUGUGAUGUCCUAGUUAGUGUCAAAUUUAUCAUUUGGGGCAGCAGAAGAAGUUGUAAAGCUUUAGAGAGAGGGAAGUAAAAGAAGGAAAGAAAUAUGAUAUUGAGAAGGAAGAAGUUAAGACUGGAAGUAGGAAGUGAAGAGACUAGGAACACUCAAAAGGGGAUAAUAGGAUUGGGAAAAGUGCAUAAUAUCGAAAUUCAAUCAGAUAUUAGGCUAGCAGGAUAUGAUCUCCAGCAGUUUUUAGUGUCGGACUGUCUGAAAGAUUUUAUCUUUCUUCUCAUAUUGAUUAGUUGAUGCUUUGUGAUCAACUUAGAUUCAGCAAUCAAAACGGUCCUGUUUGGUUUCCGUUAUACAUGCCAUUCUUUUGUUUCUCCAGUUUCCAUUCUUCAUCUUUUAUUCUAAAGUAUUAGAAACUUUAAUGGUCUGUUGAUCAUGCAACUGAAUCUUCCAAGCUUUACUGUUGGGUGUUUGAAUCUUCCAUUCGUUUCCCUUUUGAUUAGACUUAGAGCAGCCUUUUUGAAGUAGAACUUCACUGGAACAUGAUAAGAUGAUUUCAUUAGCGUCUCAGUGAUGAUUCAUGGUCAAAUGACAGGUACCUUGGAUGACUGAACCUCCUCCGUCUGGCGGCAAGAUAAAGCACACUCCCAGUUCAGAUACUUUUGGAAGACUUAAACAGUUGAAGAUAAGACUUUGAAGUGGUGGUGUAGCUGUUUGUUGAAGUUACACCGUCGGGCGAGCUGCAUGGGUAAGCAAAGCUUUUGUUUGAUGGAAGCUCUCUAAUCUAUUAUGUGUAUAAAUCCUUAGAGAGGGCUUGGAUUAGUAGACACUUCCAAAGAGCCUCCCCACUGGUUUGUUUUUUUCAUCUCUGGUUGUGGGUCUUUAGCUCUUUGCUCUGGGAAUUAGACUCUUUAGCCUAUGUAUGCGGUAUGAACCUGUUGUAAAAUCCCAUGAAGGAGGUGCUGUAGCUCUUUGUUCUAGUCAUUGUUUGCUUAUUUAUUGCUCGUGAUUCUCGAUUAAUGAAAUCGACCGGUAAUUAAUGGAGAUAUGCGGCUCAUUGCAUCUGAAUCGAAUUUCAAGGUGUUGGAUCUACAUUUGUUAGAGGCUAACUGGGUUGUUGCCUGGAAUUCAAACUCCGGCGGAAUCUAAAUCACCUGUUGCUGUGUCGAAUAGACCAUGGCAGUAGAUCCAGGUGAUGAGCCCUGGACUUACUGCAAUUGCAAUUUCUACAGCACUAUAAAGGUUCAACUCGAUCAUGGUGCUCUGUUUAAUCAGUGCGAACACUUCGAAAUCGUUCGUUCUGAUACGAAUCGUUCACACACGAUCCAAUAACUUUGAAUGCUUGUAAGCACGUCCUCACUCCCCGAUAACAAAAUUGAUAAAGCUUUAUCAACAAUUGAAUGAACAGUCAAUAAGUAAAGCUUUCCCGGUUUAGUGGGUAGGGCAACUCUGGUAUUGGCUAUUGGGCUUUGUCUAUGUUUAAUCAGCUGGUUUGGGCUAGAAAUCAAAUUAGCUCAUGCCUGAUGAAUUCCGAAGCUCAGGCUCGCACUAAUGCAGAAAUUCAUCAACGAUAGAGUAUUUUGUGUUGAAACUUUCGUUUAAUCAUUGUUCAAUUGUUUCAUACGGUUAAAAAUUGCUCAGCCAUUUAAACUCCAUUACUAGAUUUGUCUAGGGUCUAACUGAGGGUUCUAUUUUAUAAACAUGACUUAUAAGU